Molecule: messenger RNA, 5420 nt
Organism: Triplophysa rosa
Lineage: Eukaryota; Metazoa; Chordata; Actinopteri; Cypriniformes; Nemacheilidae
Product: NACHT, LRR and PYD domains-containing protein 1 homolog
Exons: 10
Coding region: 728-3247 (839 amino acids)
Cellular component (GO): cytoplasm
Source: RefSeq, a predicted model, not a curated record
ACUAGGCACACUUGCAAAUAACUAAACUGCACCUUUGUAUAUUAUUUAUAUGUUUUAUCCUUUUAGUCUCAUAUUUACUCCUUUCUUUCUAUUUCUUGUGUUAUGUAGCCUAUAGCCUACUGUGUGUUUCAGACAACUGAGAUCCUGUAACCAGAACAAAUUCCUUGUGUGCACACUUGGCUUAUAAACCACCGAGCUGUAGAUAUGUGCCAUGAUGUAAAGUUAAAAAUGAAAGCAAAAAGUGGUGAAUUUCAGGCUAGACCUACAGUAAGAAUGCUGUAUUUCUUGUUGGACUAGAGAUUUGUUUGUAUUUCUUUUAUUUUGCCGAGGAGCCAUUCUGUAACUACCAAACACUACCGUCCGGUUUCACAGACAAGGCUUAGUUUAAGCCAGGACUAUGCCUUAGUUAAAUUAGGAUAUUUAAGUUGCUUUGAUUAAAAUGCAUUAGAAGAAUACAUUACUGGUGUGCAUCUUGAGACAAAACAAUGGCAAGGACAUAUUUUAAGACAUGUCAGGGCCAUUUAUUUUCAGUGAAGACAGCUCAAAAAUUAAUUUUAGUCUGGGACUAGUCUUAAGUCUUGUCUAUGAAACUGGGCAAUUAAUAUUUACAGUUGCGUCUUAUUUUAUAAUUGUAGUGUUUAUUUUCAUACAGAAAAAGAACUGAGGUGGACUGUUGUGUUAGUACACCACACUUGGUAUUCUUUUAAAAACUUUGCACCACAAAAGGAUGGAUUUUGCCUGUAAGGCUGAUGCAAAGCCAAUUGUCAACAUUCAAUUGUCAGCUGACACUGGAAGCCAUAUUACAGCACCUGUACUCACUUCUAAUAUAAUAACAGGCAAUGUUAACAUCAUACAUGCUUCUGGUAUCACUGGGUAUCACCUGGACUCAGGGCAAAUACAGCCAUCAGGAAUAAACACAGUGAUUCGUCAAUAUAAAAGACUGAUUUGCAGAGAGUACCAGCAUGUUACAGAGUAUAACUCUCUGCCCGGUGAACAUGUGCUGCUGUGUCAGCGCUACAUUGAACCUUUGAUCAAUGACAAAUACAGAGAUCGAAGAGAGAGGGAGGAGGAGAUAUCCUCUAAAGGAGAGAGUUUCCAGGGUGUUCUCAGCUCCAGGAGCAGUCAUGAAUCUGUCCUGAACUCUCUGUUUGACCCAGAUGGCCGUGGAAUCACUCCUGGUGCUGUCAUACUGCAGGGAAACUCUGGCAACGGAAAAUCUUUUGCUGUGCAGAAGAUCAUGUUGGACUGGGCAUCUGGUAACCUCUACAGAGAGCACUUUGAUAUUGUGUUUCACCUGAAGUGUAAAGAAAUCAACUGCAUUCCUGACAGAAAGAGUUUGGUGGAGCUCUUGAGCUGGAGUUGCGGUUUAACUUCAGAUCAGAUCUCACAGAUGUUACAGGAGUCACCGGAGAGAGUGAUGUUCAUUAUUGAUGGGUUUGAUGAAUUUAGACUCACACAGGACGUCUUUGGUAUGACACCACCCACAGAUCCACACCAGAGAUGCUCACCUGAACUCACUCUUUGUGCCCUGCUGAAGGGACACGUCCAGUCGCAGUCCUUCCUCUUGGUCACCACCAGAUCUACAGCUGCAGACAUUUUGGCCAGACUGCUCAAGACACCUCAGCGUUUCACUGAGAUUAUGGGCUUCUCUGAACGAGGGGUGGAGGAAUAUUUCCAGAAGUUCUUUCAGGAUGAGGAGCUCUUCAGAAAGGCUUAUAUGUUUGUGAAGUCAAAUGAAACCCUGUUCACUGCCUGUUCAAUUCCUGUUAUCUGCUGGAUCAUCUGCACAGUUAUCAGAGAAAGAUUCAAUGAUGGUGCAGAUGUAACAAAGGGAUUAGAAACGACCACGUCCAUAUAUGUUGACUUUGUGUCCACUCUACUGGAGCAUCACUGUCAGGGUUUGAGUGAGUCUGUCCCGACCCUGCUGAAGAGUCUGGGUCAGCUGGCAGAGAGAGGGGUGCUAGAACAACAAGUUAUGUUUGAUGCACAGACUGUCCAUAGAUUAGUGCAAGAUCCUGCUUGCAGUCCGUUUCUGUGCAAGUUUCUCUUUAAGAAAAGAGUCCAGCAGGAGACAAUGUUCAGCUUCAUGCAUCUCAGCUUUCAGGAGUUCUUUACAGCUCUGUACUUUGUAUUUGUGGAUGAAGGACAGUCCAUGAAGAAACUUACCCAGCUAUCUUCCUUUAGAGAUAAGCCUGAUGUUUAUAAUCAUGACCCACCACGUUUUGCUGAUGUGAUGAAGUUUGCUUUUGGUUUGUUAAAUGAGGACGUGCAAUGCACACUAAGCAAACAUGGUCUGUUUGUUCAUAAAAACAUACGAGCCUAUCUGAAAAAAUGGUUCCUAUAUGAGCUUGGUUAUCCCUAUGUACCAUUCAUGUUUAACUAUCUCUAUGAACUCCAUGAAACAAGCUUUGUGAAAGAAGUUAUGCAGGACUGGGAUUCCAUUCGUCCACAUGGUCAAGGGUUCAGAAGAGCAGAUUGUUGGGCGCUGGUGUAUUGUACUCAGUGGCGCCACAGCAUCAGACAAAUCUUUGAUUUCUAUUUAGGAUCUGAAGAGUUGUCUAUUAUUCUGCCUGUUCUCCACAAGGUUGAGAACUUACGGUUAAAUGUAAUCGACCCGUCAGACUCUGAUCUUGCUGAUCUGAUGUGUGCUCUUACAGAGAGACAGACCCUGAGCUCACAAUGGGUUGAUGUUAGCAUUGAUGGCUAUGGGGAAAAAAGGUCAUCUGUUAACUCCCUUUCUAUGUCAGUCAGUAAUGAGCUGUCCAGUAUUGACAUAGAAUUUCCAAACGUUGAUGAUUAUGUGGUUCGGUCACUUCGUCUCACUCUGCCAUGUUCAGAGCCUAUCGACUGGACAAAACUUUUUCAAACAUUUCACAACAUGGAUUUGGAUGCCUUGAUGUCUGCCCUCCAAUCUUUGUCUAAACUAAAAAAGGUGGAACUGAAUGUAGGCUGCCUUCAUGCAAGCUUAUGUGUUGGAGCCCUCUCCAUCAGCCAGAAUUGCCCUGAUCUAACAGAACUCAGGAUAGAUGCUGGCUUUGUACUGGAAGAGGGAAUCAGGAUCUUGCAAAAGGCACACACAAGGCCAAAUUGCACUAUGACAUUUAAAGGGUGCAGAUGCAACAAAAAAUCUCAAAAAUGCACACUUGACAAAGACCGAGAACUAUGCUGCAACCAAUUCGUCAUGUUGAAUGUGAAUUGUCGGGGCUCUUCAUACGAGACAUUGCGAAGGCCUUUGUUUUGGGACUAAAGCUACAGCUUGAUAGCUAGAAGUGAACUACAGACGGGACAGAAGUUCUUAAAGCUGUGGAUGGAGAAACAUGAGAUACAUAAAGUGCAGAUGUUGAUGUUGUAUAUGGUAAUAGUUCUUUUUUACCAAGAAUGGCUAUGAAGAUGUUCUAAAUCAGGGGUCUCAAACUCAAUUUACCAGGGGGCCGCUGGAGGUAGAGUCUGGGUCAGGCUGGGCCGCAUUAAGUGCUGCUUGCUUUCUUGAAUAAAUCUUGUUGCCUCAAUAGACAUUUUUUAAGAUUGGCGACCCGGUUCUUUCUCUCAUCUCCCUGGUAUUUUGUAUACUCCUCAGCAUGUCUAGUUGAGUAAUGACGUCUGACGUUGUAUUCCUUAUACACCCCAACUUUCUCUGUGCAUAUGAGACACGUAGAGGUGCCCCUGUGCUCGACAAAAAAAUAUUACGUCUCCCACUUUUCCUGAAAUUGCCUGUGCUCGUCGACCAACCUUUCUCUUCACAGCACGUUUUGAGAGAGACAUGACUGGAACUGGGUGAUACUAUGUAUUUUCCGUCCACUUGGUGUCACUCCGGAACACGUUUCAACCAAGUGACUAACGUUGAUACUUCAGUCAUACAGAAAGUGAAAGUUAAAAAAAACAACUGACUGAGUUUUCUAACGCUGCAUUAACUGCGCAUAUGCUAAAAGUGAUAUAAGCGAUAGAAAAAGUAAGUGAUAAAAAAAUAAAAAUUAAAGCGUGGCAAGACUCAGCAAAAAGGUGCGUUUGAGAACAACGUGCGGCCGCACUAACACUAAACUUUGAUGUCAAGUAGGGGGCCACAAAAUAUCAUCCCGCGGGCCUCAAUUGGCCCCCGGGCCGCGAGUUUGAGACCCCUGUUCUAAAUGCUAAUAAAUAGAUGUCUUGGGAACUCUUGAAUGCUAGAUGUCUUUUAGAGAUCUUAAUCUGUAAUUGUGCUGUGAAAUCUGAACUAUGAUUUCAAUGCGAAAUAAUCUGAAACUUUUCAAUUCUUUAUUUUCCGUAUAUAUUUUAAUAUACUAUCAUUUUUAAUACUUUGUAUACUGUAGAUAAUUGGUUGUGGUGCAGCACUACAGUCUCUGUGUUGUACAUUUUAUACAUAAAGAACUUUAAAAGCAUGACACCCUUAAAAGGAAGUGUUUUUUAAUGGAACCUACCAUGUACAGCCGCAAAAAAUUAAGAGACCAUUCCAAAUAGCUUUCUAGAUGUAUUGUGGCCAUUCCAGUUCAGUGUUUGUUGAAUUUGACAACAACCAUGUGAUAAAAAAUUAGUUUAUCACAAAAAUAAUCAUUUUUGAACUUUUCCUAAAAACAUGUACAUGUACGCGUCACUAUACAUUAUUGUUGUAUUGUUUUCUUUGCAGUAUUUGAGGUCUAAAAAACAGAGCAUCUUUUCUGUUGUUUUGACCUGUUUCUCCAGUUUAUAUUUUCUGCAAAUAAAUGCAAAUAGAGACAAUAUAUGUAUUUGAAAUUUGGUAAAAAUAUCAUUAGUAGUUAAUAGAAUUAAACAAAAAUUAUCAUUUUACCUUAACACAUAGCCUACCUAUAAUAGUACAUUUUUAAAUCAUAAAAACUGCCUCUGAAAUGUUCUCUUAUUUUUUUUCCACGGCUGUACAUAUAUUAUAUAUACUGCAGGGCCAAGAAAGUUGAUGAUUGGUCUAUAGUUGAAUCAUUAUUCCAGUAGUCAAUAUGUUUCAGUGGCAUAACGCAGUGUGUAGCUUAAAUAACCAUGUCGGAACCCAUACAAUGCAAAGCUUCUCGGAUCAUGGCAUAUAUCAUGAGGUUCGAGGGAAUCUUCUACAGGCUCAUCAGCAGGUUCUGGCAUCUCUGCCUUUUAUCCGGCCAAACGCAGGGUUCUGGAGACAGCUGCUAGAGUACAAAAAGAAACCGACUCAGAGAAACAGUAUCAAGAUGGUGUCCACCUCACAGGGUGUGCUACCAGAAGCCAUACAGUCCGUAGAGGAGUGUUCGUAUGGUCUUAAUGUAUAGUACUUUUUGAAGAGGUUUUGACAGUAUUAUGUUCGUAGAUUGAAAUAUCUAGAUUGAAAGUGUCCUGUCAUGUGGCUGCGGGCUGCUGAGUUCGAGAUUAAGUUGGAUGUGGGAAUAUCAAGAGUGAUAAAACGGUAUUUUAUGUUUUGUUUUAACUUGUUAAUAAACUUCUUU